GCUUCGCCCUGCUCCUCCUCAAUAAAUAUUACUUUCACCCUCCCACGGGAAAACAGAAAAGAACUCAUUUCCUUCCCUAAAGUUUAGGGCUCAGAAAAGCUCUAGACCUCGCAAUUUGAUUUUUAACCUGGGGGAAUCAAACUAGGAAAGUCUCCUCUUUCAAAAUCCUACACCGCAUCCUUCCCGGGACGCCAUGUCUACCAGCACUUGUAGUUUCAAGGACCGGUGCGUGUCCAUCCUGUGUUGCAAAUUCUGUAAACAAGUGCUCAGCUCUAGGGGAAUGAAGGCUGUUUUGCUGGCUGAUACUGAAAUAGACCUUUUCUCUACAGACAUCCCUCCUACCAAUGCUGUGGACUUCAUUGGAAGAUGCUAUUUCACUGAAAUCUGCAAAUGUAAACUGAAGGACAUCGCAUGUUUAAAAUGUGGGAACAUUGUAGGUUAUCAUGUGAUCGUUCCAUGUUGUUCCUGCCUUCUUUCCUGCAACAAUGGACACUUCUGGAUGUUUCACAGCCAGGCAGUUUAUGAUAUUAACAGACUAGACUCUACCGGUGUAAACUUCCUACUUUGGGGCAACUUGCCAGAGAUAGAGGAGAAUACAGAUGAAGACACAUUAGAUAUCUCAGCAGAGGAGUGUAUUCGAUGAAUGGGAGGGAUAAUGAUAUGUAUAAUAUUCAGACUCUUUCCUAUGUAAAAUACAUAUUAAUGGAUUGACUUUAAAAGUAUUAGGAAGGAUUUACUACUGAUUUCUCUUUUUUGGAGGGGAGGAAUGGGACAUUUGUUGAUUUAUUUAUUUGCUGUCUCAGACUCAUUACCUGAAUUUAAUUUGAGCCAUUGUAGUUCUUUUCUUCUACUGAUUCCUCUUCCUCUCUCCACCCCUCCACCCAGUAAAGGUGCAUUCUUAAAUUCAGGUUGGAGAAGAUUAUUUCAUGUGUCACUCAACUACCUCAAAAUCUUGGGGAAGUUUUCUUACAGUGAGAUACCAGAUACUCUUAAUUUUAUACUCUUGAAUAAAGGGCAUUUGUACAUAUACAUGUGUGUAUGUCAACCAAGCAUAU
Messenger RNA from Leptonychotes weddellii (Weddell seal), 1055 nucleotides. It is a transcript of the gene RUMY1, whose product is annotated as family with sequence similarity 72 member A. Gene Ontology annotation, cellular component: cytosol. The record is from RefSeq and is a predicted model, not a curated record. NCBI's taxonomy places the organism in Eukaryota, Metazoa, Chordata, Mammalia, Carnivora, Phocidae.